GCUGCCAAAUAUGAACGUUAGGUGUACGGUGCUUUCGUCCUUGACCAAAUGCGUUGAUCGUAUACGCAACGUUUGUAUUUUAGCUCAUGUUGAUCAUGGCAAGACUACUAUGGCUGACGCUCUGUUGGCUACUAAUGGGAUUGUUUCUUUGCGCCAGUCAGGGAAACUCCGUUAUAUGGAUAACACUGAAGCGGAGCAAGAACGUGGAAUAACAAUGAAAUCUAGUGUAAUUGGCCUCAUUUUCAAUCGGAAUAUCUCCUCUACAGAUACAGAAAGUGGUUCCAAUUGUUAUCUCAUAAAUUUAGUGGAUUCUCCUGGACAUGUGGACUUUUCUUCAGAAGUUUCAACAGCAGUUCGAUUGUGUGAUGCUGCAAUCAUCGUGAUAGAUGUCGUUGAAGGAGUGUGUCCUCAGACACGUACAGUACUUCGUCAAGCUUGGGAUGAAAGACUUACUCUUUUGCUGGUUCUUAACAAGAUUGAUCGCUUGAUUUUGGAGCUAAAGAUGACCCCUUCGCAAGCUUAUGAAACAAUGUGUCGAGCAAUAGAGCAAGUUAAUUCAGUCCUUGCAGAGAUGUUUUCUGCGGAUAUGAUGCGUCAAACAGAUGACGUGUGGCAAACGAACCUCAGCAAACAAAAUCUUUCGAAUGAUUUGAAAAAUGAUGAAAAGGUGUACUACUGGAGUAAUGAUCUCGGGAAAGCUGAUGAUUCCAAUCUAUUCUUCUCACCUGAAAAAGGAAAUGUUGUAUUCUCUUCUGCUAUAGAUUCAUGGGGUUUUCGUGUAGACCAGUUUUAUAAGACAUGGUCUGAACGUCUAUCUGUUCCUUCUUCAAUUUUACAAAAGUCUCUGUGGGGUGAUUUUUAUCUAACUUCCUCUCCUACAGAAUCGAAUAAAAUGAUUGUCAAAUCGAAUGCUAGACAAAAGCGAAAGAAGUCAAUAUUUGUUCAAUUAGUUUUGGAGCCUUUAUGGAAUGCUUAUCAAACGUUACUACUGGAUGACAAACGAGAUAAAGUGUUUGGAAUGGCUGAGAAAGUUGGCAUUAACCUUGACCAACGUGUUAUUCGUAAUGUUGAUAGUCGUGGAGUCUUGCGUGCUUUCCUGAGUGCUUGGUUGUCUUUGGGUCAUAGCCUUAUGUAUGCUAUAACGGAUAUUUGUCCCAGUCCAUCUUCAGCAGUAUCCGCUGACCGAGCUGUACAUAUGCUUUAUGGGGAUACAGUUUUGUGUGAUUUACCUCUUCUGAAAAAAGAUACUGCCAUUUCAAUCGAUCAAACUUCUCGUGUACCGAUGAACUCAAUAUAUUCGACAUCUGGAGCUAGCUUGGCUCUUCAAGCAUGUGAUUCCUCUCCAGAAACCCCAACUAUUGUUUUUGUAGCCAAAGUGUUUUGGACAGAUAAAUUACGUCCCGCUUCAACUGCUUGCAGUCUUUCUGUUACUGAUAUUAAAAAACCAGAAAAUACAAAUUCUGUUUGCGGUGUACAGCUAAGGGAUACUGAAAAUUCAGAAGCGAAUCCUGUAUGUGUAACCCAACCAUCUAUUCGUAAUUUUAUAUCGAAACAAUCCAAUAUACGAUCUCCUUUAUUAUCUUGCAACCCAUUUGUAGAUACUGUUUUUGUUGCCUUGGCUCGAGUUUUUAGUGGUUCAAUUUAUCGUGGCCAAAAGUUGUUUGUUCUUGGCCCAAAGUUUGAUGGUCGGAAGGUUCCUUCAUAUCUCUUGGAUGCAGAUCCUGAAAAUUUUCCGCUUGGUCCUGUUCGUUUACGCAAUGAAGAUGACGAUUUUGGUCUUUUACCAACAAACAACGAUAUUAACUCAUUUGAUGAUCUUGGCAAAGCGAGUUCAGUGAAUUCUGGUUCUUUUUCUAUUAGCCGUUCUGGAUCAGUUGGUGGUUCAAGUGAUUGUAGAUUAACAGGUUCAAGAUACUUACGUCAUGUUUAUGUAGCCUCCAUUAUUCGUGUCCUUCAAUUAUUGGGAGGUCAGUCUGAUAUGGUUGAGAUUCUUGAACCUGUACCAGCUGGGAAUAUACUAGGUCUCACUGGACCAGAUUUAAUCGCCUGCCUCCCAAAAUCUGGUCUUUUGGUUAGUCGGCUGUCUCUGGUUGCCUCAGUUAUCAAUAGAACGAAUAAUUCUGAAACUGAAUUGGCUCCUGUUCUACCGCUUGCUGGGUUAGCCGUUUGGCAUGGUGCACCAGUGAUUUCAGUUGCUGUUGAACCUGCAUCCGCUGCAAAUCCUGAGGAUGUUUACAGGCUUGAACGUGGUCUUCGGCUCCUAGAUCGUUCUGAUCCUUGUGCAGAGGUAACAAUUACAGCCAGUGGUGAAUACAUCAUACGUGCGGCUGGAGAGAUUCAUUUGCAAAAAUGUAUAGAAGAUUUAGUGAAGUACUUUGCUCCUGAUGUAGAAUUACAAAUAUCUCCAUUCGUUGUACCAUUUCGUGAAACAGUUAUUGAUUCAUGUACAACAAUAAAUUCACCGUCAUUAACUUCACUAUCCAGAUUAUCUUAUGAAAAAGCUUGUCUCCAGUUUGAAAACUUACUUCAGAAGUUGAAUCUCAAGUCGGAUAUUGUUUGUAAUCAACUACACAAUCUUAAUUUGGAGUCUUCAUCAAUAACGCGUGAAACAAUAGAAAAUGAUAUCAGUAAAACGAUUGAUAAUCUAAAGCUAAACAAUACUAGUAGUGGGGUUAGUAGUAUUUACAAUUUACAAAAAAUACAUAACGUUAACAAUUUCGAAAUUACCAACUACCCAGUCAGUGUAUUUCAACUUCCACACAGUAAGCCGAGAACAAGAAUUCUAAUCCGAGUUACUGCUCAUUCAAUGCCAAGUGAAUUAUUAGAAUGGAUUGAACAUAGAGGUGCAUCGAAAAUUUCUCAUCUUAUUCGAGCAUUUAAAAGUAAAGCUUCAAAUUACACUAAACUUUUGUUUGAAUUUGAACAACAGCUGACAAGUGUAUGCUCUCAGUUAACAUCAACAUGUAGUUCCACUUGUUCCAUUAAUUGGAAACAGAUUACAAAAUCUUUGUUGGCAUUUGGACCAAAUCAAACUGGACCAAAUAUGUUAAUCAGUCAUCUGAGUACUGAUGCCUUUCCGUUAUGCACUGCAUGGGGUAAAAAGUUUAGUACAUCUGAUGACUUCUCAGUGGAUUCAGAAAUGAUUGGUAGAAAAACCUAUUCUUUACCACUUAUUAGUUAUGGUAAAGCUCUGCUUCGUGGAUUUCAACUAGCUACUCUAAAAGGUCCUCUUUGUGCAGAACCAAUGUAUGGUGUUAUUUUUGCGUUGGAAGAAAUUGUUGCAGAAAGUUUAGAUAGUUUAAAGUUACCGGAUAUUGAUAAUAUUUGUCAGGAUAAAACACAAGAAUCAAAUGUUGAUUGUCAAUUACCACUACCUGAGAAUAAGAGUUUUAUAUCUUCGCCUACCUCCUCAGCUGAACUACCUAACACUCAAAUUGCAACUACUAAACUUCGACGUAAAUCCAAACGGUUAACAUCAAUUUCAUGGUUAGAUGAUUAUGAAGAUGAUGAUAUUAGAAAUUCUUAUCACAGUAGCUCAGAAGGUGAUGAUGAUUAUGACAAUGAUAACAAUGAGAACUGGGAUUCAGAUUCUUCUGAAGACGACACUCAAUCGGAUAAACAAUCUGAUAUUGAAAACACUAAUGAUGCUAUUUUGCAAAAUCUUAAACCUGAAGCCUGUAUUGAAGUGACAAAAGAAAUUCCAUAUUGGGAACGUAGGUCAGAUAUGUCAUGGUUACAUGAUAUUCCUCCAGGACUUUUAACACCAGCUAUGACACGUGCAUGCAUAGCUGCAUUCCAAUCUUGUCCAUCUCAACGUUUAAUGAUUGCUGUAUAUGAUUUAGAAUUACAGGCUCGAAGUGAUGUUCUCGGACGCAUGUUUGGUGUUCUUCGGCGAAGAUAUGGUCGAGUUGUUGGUGAAGAUUUUCGAGAAGGUGAAAACACCUUUGUUAUAAAUGCUAGAUUACCUGUUAUUGAAAGUUUUGGACUUGCAGAUGAAAUACGAAAACGUACCAGUGGUAUUGUUAGUCUUCCUCAAUUACGUCCAGGUGGCUGGGAAUUACUCGACAUUGAUCCACUGCAGAAAGACAUAUCCACGAAUAACAUGGAGUUGUCUAGUGAAACAUCUCAUCUACGAACAACAGGUAAACAUUUUCGAUCAAAAGUAGUUGCAACACAUUCUCAUUGUGUUGAUGAUGAUGGUGCUGCUGAGAAUUUAGAGGAGUCAGCAAGUCAAUUCUCCCGAGUUCAACGGUACAUUCGUGAAGUAAGACUUCGAAAAGGCUUACCACUGAAUGAACAAUUAGUACUUAACGCUGAUAAGCAAAGGACGUUGAAAAAAAAUAAAUGAUUUUUCCCUUAUAACUGAUUCAGUUGUAUAUUAUAUAUUUCCCAAAAUAAUAUUUUUUAAAAGAAAUUGUUGAAUACAUGGGAUUUUUUAUGAUUGAAUCUAUAGGCAUGUUGUUGUUUACCUAUGCCAAUCUCCAUUUUUUCAUCAUUUCAAAUCAAGAGAUCAUUUUCGCAC
Molecule: messenger RNA, 4522 nt
Organism: Heterobilharzia americana
Lineage: Eukaryota; Metazoa; Platyhelminthes; Trematoda; Strigeidida; Schistosomatidae
Source: the annotation of a GenBank genome assembly